UGAGGUCGAAAGUUAGACGAUACCCGUUCAAAAAUACGGUUUAAAAUCCAGCUUCCACUGAGCUGCAUCUAUAACUGGAGAGUGAACUUCCCCAGCGGGCGAUUCAAAAAACAGGCGGUCGAAAUUUUCAAAUUUCAAGCUCGAUUUCAAGCAAUUUUUUCUUGAUUUAAACGAUUUAUAUGGAGUUAUUUAAAGUGAAGAAAGAUUGCCUCUACGAUGUAGUUGUAGUUGGGGCAUGUUUUUGUGAUUUACAAACGUAUGUGCAAGAAUACCCGAAGCCUGGCGAGACAGUGCUCGGUCGCAAGUUUCAAAUGGACUUUGGUGGCAAAGGGGCAAAUACCUGUGUGAUGGCAGCGAAAUUGGGCGCCAAAACUAGCAUGGUAUCUUUAGUAGGAGACGAUGUUUUCGGAAGGGAGACGGUGGAAAAUUUUCACAAGUUUGGAGUGAAUACAGAAUGUGUUGGAGUGACUACAGAAGCUGCAACUGGAAUGACUAAUUGUAGUAUGUAUAAAUAUACUAGAAAAUACAUGCAUGCAGAAACCCUCGCCUUGCUGACAAAACCGUUGUAUUUUCCGAACAUGAAGUAUCUAAAGUAGUUGUUAUGGUAACACGAUAAUUUUUUAAGAAUAUUCUUACAAAUGAAAAUCGCCUAAAAAUAUCACUUUUAAUUACAAAAUUAUCAAUUUCUCAACAUAUAUAUGUUAGGUAUGUAAUUAUACGUAAUACAAGCUUCAAUUUAAGGUAAAAUUCAACAACAAACAAUUCACAAAACGUUUUAAAGUGUUCUUUAUAAAACUAAACUGCCUUUAACUAUUAAAUGGCUUUAUCGAUAAACUUUGAGUUUGCAAUAAAAUGAUUUCAAAUUCUCGCUUGCAAAUAACUUUCCUUUAUUUUUUAUUUAAAAAAUUCAAUAUAAUAAAAAAGGGAAUCAAUAUUAAAGAUACACUGAAAUUAUAUGCUGUCUUGUAUGUCUUGUUUAGUUGUUUGAUAUACGCAAAAGCCGUCGGGUUUUAAAGCCAUUAUAAAAUCAAUAUUUAAAACAAACUUACCUUCGUUAACGUCAGCUCCGUUCUUUUAGCUGAUCCUUUGGCCCUUUCAUUCUUGAAAUUUACAAAAUCUUGCAGAAAUACGAGCAAAAAUGAAGAAUAUUUGCAAGAAAUUUGACAAAUUUAUCAAUCAUCAACUCAUCAAAUCAAGAAAUGUUUGCUAUUUCGCUGUCGUCAUACAGCCGUUAUAAUGCAAACUUUAAAUUGGACCAAUCAGUGUCCGUUAUUCAUGACAGUCCGCCAUAUUUUUGAGAUCAGUGAGGAUGACCACCCAUCGUUGGUGACCGACGCCCGCGCUCAUUGAUGAACUUUAGACUUCCCUAAUGCUUUCGUUUCCCCGGGUGUAUAUAGCCGGGUGGAAUUAGUACCCUCGCACGGCGCUUCGCGCCGGCUCGGGGACAAUUUAAUUCCAGAGGCUUUUGGGUCAUUCCAUUUAUUAUCCCCUCUAUGGAUGAGCUCUGUUCAAAAUUUGUCGUCCAGGAAUCAGACUUCUGAGAAGUCCUCAAUUGGAAGGGGGGUACUAAAAAGUGGAAUCAGUCUUUCAACAUAUUUAACCUUGUGGGAAAUAUGGUUUUAAAGAAAAAGUGACCUCUAUAGGAAUCGCAGCAUUAUGCCAAAAACCCCCUGUAGGAAUCGGAUCAUCCAUAUGGGGGGAGGAGGGGUCGGAUAUUAAAUGGAGUGACCCCUUACAGAACGGUUGAUCCUUCAAAUUUUCCAUGCUAUUAUUACAUACAACAUUUAUUUACAGUACAACGUUUAUUUCCGUAACCAGUUUGACAUAUUUUUACAAAUAGCCAAUCACAUAUGAGGUUCAAAUUCUGAAGCUGGUGGAAGUGAGAUUCUCAAUUGAUUUGACCAGAGGCUCUUUCAUCUUUGUAUUUCUAUAACCCAUUGAGUGCCAGCACUCUUUCCUUGACAAGUGAAAUUGUCUGGCAUUAGACAGAGUAAAAUAAUAUAGUGCAAUGCAACUUAAUGGGUUAGAGCCUCCUGGACCAGGGUUAAAAUAUGUAUAGUACAGUAUGUACAGUACAGUACAGUACAGUACUCAUGUGAAUGGUAAUGUUGAUACAGUAGUAAUAGUAAUACAGUUCUGGAAUGACCCAAUUGAUGUUACUUACAAGUCUAAUCUAUUAUUGAAAUUUGAUUAUGGACUACCGAGCUGUCCGAGCGUAUUUAGACCCACUGAUCACGCUCUUGCAGUUUGGUUUUUAGUUCGUAGUCAGAGUUGGAUUGAAAGCGUGUAGAUCUAAAUCGAUGUGUCAGCAAUUAGCGGAUCCUAUAUUUUUAACACUAGGCACUAGAUUGUUUGAGCUGCGUAUAUUAUAGUAAAAAAAUCACUUAAAAACAUGCAUUUUCUAAUCAUUAAAUUAAUUUUAAAAGUGACGCCAGAAUGCAGGAAAUGCUGUUUCAGAGCCCCAAAUUUUAAAAUUUUUCCAGGGGGCAUGCCCCCGGACCCCCUAUUAGUUGGGUGAACGUAGUAAACCAGUCAUCAAAAACCCUGCAUCCGCCCCUGCACAUGAUCAUCACCACCCCCUGAAAAUUUUGCACCCCCCCUCCCAGAGAAAAAUAUGAAAAUCCGCCCUGCUGCAAUUCUACUUAAUCCGAUGAAAAAUUAUGAGGAAAUGACAAGUAUGUCGUACAAAGCGCUAAUUAAGAAACAAAUAUGUUCUCGAAGAGCAUAUGCUUUAAUUCAGUCUGAUCUUUAUCUCUUCUCAUUUUCUGUAGUGCUGGAAAUAGCAUUCUAAAGAUCAUGUAAACACAAAUUUAUGGAUGGGGCAUGCCAAUGAGUUGCAUGAUGAUCAUACUGACCCCCCUGCUUCUAUUAAUCAGGCAACAUCUCCAGCCACUACCGUAGGAACCGAUAUUGUAUGGGGGGGGGGGGGCAUUAGUCUUGGGCUAUUAUUAGGUCAUUUCCCUCUCAAAAUUUACAAAUUAUUGCUAGUUUACAAAUUAUUGCUAGUUUACAAAUUAUUGGGGGGUGCUGAAGCCCCAGCCCCCCUGGUUGCUACGGCCCUGCCAGCCAUCUCCACACAUUAUAUCCAACACCUAUAAACUUAAGACAAUUUAACUGAGCAAGCCAGCAGUGUAGCUGAAUAAAAUACUUUUUUUUUAAAUGAAUUUCCUAUUUCCUUUGUUACUUAGUUGUUGACAAAGAUGGAGAACCAUCAUACAUCAGUAUCCCUGGUGCAAGCAAGUGUGUCACAACUGCACACGUCAACAAUGCCAAACAUGUCAUACAACAAGGAAAGGUGCUGAUCACCAACAAUGGCAUCCCUCUGCCUACAGCCAUAGAAGGCUUGAAACUUGGCAAACACUUUGGAGCUAUAACAAUAUGCAACCCAUCACCUAAUGCACUUGAACUUCCCAAUGAGUUGUAUGCAAAUACAGAUAUUUUGAUGCUGAACAUGGAUGAGGCAUCUGCACUUACAAAGGCAAAAGUUGCUGCUCGUUCUGAGGCCGAAGACGCCUGCAUUUGGUUUCAUGAUAAAGGUGUACCGUGUGUUGUCAUGACGAUGAGAGAGAGUGGUGCAAUAGUGUCUGUGAAUGUCUUGGAUGGUGAUCAAGGCAAAUGUAAGUUUUUGAGUUUUAAAGACUAUAUUUAUGAUAGCUACCAGUUAAUAGAUUGCUAAUAGACAAAUUUAGCUAAUGUUGUUCACAUUAGGGCCAUUUAUACGGGACAAAAUAAGUCACGACUUACAUAAGACGCGUCUUAUAUAAGCUGAGUUAUCGCAUAAAUGGUUCUCUACGGCUUUAUUCUUAUUUACUUGCUAUAGCUAUAAUGUUGUUUCGGUUGUUUUUGUUUUAAUAUGCAAGGCUAAUAAUUUUACGUUGUUUCAAGUUUCGGACAUGUGUAGUUAGAAUUUUUGUCCAAAAUUUCUUAUUUAAGACGCGACUUAAAUAAGAACAGCUAAAAGUCCUGUUCUUAUGUAAGACGCGUCUUAUCCAAGACGCGUCUUACAUAAGAAUUUUGUACCUUUUAUACGACAAACUCGCGUCUUAUUUAAGUCGCGUCUUAUGUAAGUCGCGUCUUAUUUUGUCCCGUAUAAAUGGCCCUAUUGUGGCUACCCAUUUCACAACUUUAGAUAAUUCACAUGUCUUGUUACUAUUGCUCUAGUUUACAGAAGCAUAGAAUAGAACAAAAGUAACUAAGCAUCAAUGUUAUAUCCAGGUGAUCUCGGAACUAGGAAAAGGCCUGGCACCAGUUGUAAAAUAGAAAUCCAUUUCUGGUUUAAAAUUACUCAAUAUCUCAUCAACGGUAUUAGAUUUCUAUUUCAAAUUUGUCCCAGACAUUCAUUUCCCUGUGAAAGACACAGACACAAAGCUUCAAACAGUUUCACAAAAGAAUCGGGGCGUGAUAAGUGAUUAAAGGUACGAAACUGGAUUUCCAUUCUGUUGCUAGUCCCAGUCCUUUUGCUCACCGUCAGAUCACCUGGAUGUAUAAGAGUUAUUAACUCAACAUGUAGCUCAUGCUAAUGCUUAGUUACCUUUGUUAUUAAAAAAAUAUUAUAUGCUUCUGUAUACUAGAACAAUGAUAAUUAGGCAUGUGAGUUAUCUAUUAAAAGUUGUCAAUUACCGUAUGUAUAAAGAAACGUUAGCCAAAUUUGUCUAUGUCUUUUUUUAUUUUAAAGAUGAUGCUUAAUCUACAGUUAAGACUUAUUCGGGUUAAUUUGCAUAAAAGUAGAGCAGAGCUCUGCUCCCAUCGGUUCAUCAUCUAAAUCUAUUGAUUAAAAUCGAUUAAUCGUAUCUAGAAUGGCCCUUCCAAGAAGUGGGCAUGUUUUUAAAUUCUUUUUGACAGCCAAGAAAUAAAAAACAAGUUGCGUUUGUUAUUUCAGUGAUCAUGCAUGUCUUGCUAUGAGAUAGCUUAGAUUAUCAUUAAGAAUGUCGAUAUAUAAUCGUAGAACAGUCAAAAAAGACAAAUAAUAAUCGAUUAAUCGGGAGCAGCUCUAUAACAUACUGAACAUGCAUGUAAAAGCAUUUGAUUAGACAGGUGAUUUAUAUUUGGUAUAAAAAGGUAUACAAGGUACAAUAGACCAUAAUAAUUUUGCACAGUAAAACAGUGUUUCAAAAAUUUGCACAACAAAUGUACGUACAGAAUGUUAUCAAAGCCAUUUUUUUUUUCGGAUUUGGAAAUUGGCAAUCACAAAUUACCAUGGUUCACGUUAAUCGUAACCAUGGUUCACAACGACCAUAACCAUGGUUCAGGAUAAUUAUAACCAUGGUCCAUGGUUCACAUUAAUCAUAACUAUGGUUCACAUUAAUCAGGACCAUGCUUCACGAUAUUCCUAAUUAAAAUGUAAAUAAAAUAGAGACAAAAUGAGAUGGUACCAAAUUGUCAACUACAGAUAUAGUGCUUGAUAGACCAUAGUUAAUAGAGGAGAUGGUUUGGAAACUCGUUAGCAUUACAAUAAAAUCACAAUAAACCUCAUUAUCUAUGUUGUUCAGGUUUAUGCAAAAAUGUGGUCUUUCAUCGUCACGUGCGUAUUGUAUUUUUCCCAAGUCAACCAAUAGGAAUGUUCAAAAUGUCCAAUUGUUAAAGUCAUGGAUGGGCAAUUGGACAAAACCGUUGCUAUUGGCUGGUUGAGCAAAAAUACAAUACGCACGUGACGACGAAAGACCACAUUUUUGCAUAAACCUGAACAAAAACAUAGAUAGUGAGGUUUAUUGUAAUGCUAAUAAGUUUCCAAACCAUCUCCUCUAUUAACUAUGGAUAGACCAAAGCUCAUUGAGCUGGCUGGAUCCAUCCCUGGUUCAAUAUUUUUCCUGAUUUCUUGAUAAAUCAAUUCCUUGAUAAUAAAUUAUUGAUCAUUCACAAUCAUUGAACUUGAAUUUUCUUCAUACACUGGUUAAAUUGAUGCAGUAUAAAUAACGCACAACUUCUUUUGCGCUCCAAUGAGAUCCAUCUUGAAAAGUCUUAAAUAAAUCUUGUAGGUCCAGAAAGGACGUUGUUUCAUGUUCCAACAAGAAAAGCGCACGUGGUUGACACGACGGGUGCAGGUGACGCUCUUGCCGGGGCAUUCUCAUUCUUCCUCUCUUGCUAUCCACAUUUAUCCCUGAAGGAGAUCAUGCGGCGAUCUGUUGCCAUAGCAACACAAACUGUUGAAACGGAAGGCGUACAGAAGAGUUAUCCAAGUCGCGAAUCAUUGCCACCAGAAUUGUUUGAUUAAAAUUACUUGACGCUUUUAUUAAUUAUUAUAAUAAUUAUUAACAUUGAGGUAAAUUCGAAGUAACCAAUAAAAUUAACUUCAUCGCCAUUGUUUGAGCACAAAAUUUGUAGCACUGGAUAAAUUUACUUUACCAAAUGCGUUUUUAUUGAUUGCAAUAUGAUUCUAAAAACUCCAUUUUUGGAAACGACGGGCCACGAAAUUCAUUUCGAACUGCACUAAAGAUAUGUCGUACGUACAACGGUUACAGGGAAAGAAUCGUCUACCACGUGGAUUUAUAUAUAUGUACUUACAAUCCUGGCUAUAAAUCACGUAACGACGACGAAAAUAACAUCAUCAAACAUGAUCAAGAUUACUUCAAAAACUCGUACUUUAUCAGAUCAGCAAAACUUUGGAACAGUCUACCCACAUGUCACAAUUUAUCUUUGUUCAGAUAACGUUUAAUUAAUUUAUGCAAUAGCAAAUCAUAUAAACUUCCUAGCCGUAGCUAAGUUGAGUUUACCCGUAACAAAAUUUCACGCCAUUUGUUAUGAUUGUAUUGUAAAAAAAUGUAAAUUACUAGUAAAAUACUUUGC
Messenger RNA from Paramuricea clavata, 6783 nucleotides. The record is from the annotation of a GenBank genome assembly. NCBI's taxonomy places the organism in Eukaryota, Metazoa, Cnidaria, Anthozoa, Malacalcyonacea, Plexauridae.